UACCACACUCCAACCAUAUGAUCUCCACAGAGGACUAUUCAUGCUUCUCAUCUUCGACGACGGUGAUGAAGCAGCCAGCAACCCCGAUGUCUGCACAGCCUCCUUCGACCCCUCCUUUUCUUCUUCGUCUUCCUUCUGUCCUUCUCUGUCUUCACAUCCUAACGUUCGGCCUGUCUGAUGCUCAACACUGCUACGACAUUGGCAACUUCACGGCUGCCGGCAACUACGCUAAGAACCGUGAGCUUGUCCUCUCUUCUCUGGCUAACGACAUGGCUUCGAACGGCGGGUUCUACUCCGGGAAGGUAGGGAAAGGCUCGGACGUUGUUUACGUGCUCGGUUUCUGCAGAGGUGAUUCUUCGAACGACACUUGCUUCAAGUGCAUAAGCUCUGCUGCUGAAGAUUUGAUGACCAAGUGUCCGAACCAGAAAGCUGCAUUCUUCUGGGGGACAGGAGAUCGUCCGUGCAUCAUCCGUUACUCUGAUGGUCCGAUGUAUGGCGUGAAGCAGACAUUUCCAAAGUUAAUGGUAUAUAACACUGGCCACAUCCAGAUGGAUCAGGAUGAGUUCGAUCGGAUAUGGAGGAACUUGACAGAGGAUCUGGCAGUGAGGGCUUCGAUGGGGACGUCAGAGCUCAAGUUCGCGGCAGGGAGGACGUCGUUGCCGAACUUCCAGACCAUGUUCGCACUGUUGCAGUGCAGCCCCGAUUUGUCCCCGAUUGAUUGCCACAGUUGCUUGUGGGAAUGCAUAAAUGAUUAUCAAGGAUGUUGCCACGGAUAUCAAGGUGGUGUUGUUUACAAGCCGAGCUGCAUUUUCCGAUGGGAUUUGUACCCGUUUUUCGUGUCCAAGCCGGGAAAUCCUCUGUCAUCUCCGCCGCCACCAACUGCAGUCACCGAUGGUUAG
Rhodamnia argentea is the source of this 899-nucleotide messenger RNA. RefSeq names its product putative cysteine-rich receptor-like protein kinase 30. Lineage: Eukaryota; Viridiplantae; Streptophyta; Magnoliopsida; Myrtales; Myrtaceae. The coding region runs from base 18 to 899 and encodes 293 amino acids. The record is from RefSeq and is a predicted model, not a curated record. The transcript has a single exon.